This is a messenger RNA of Bacillus rossius redtenbacheri, 3875 nucleotides long. RefSeq lists its product as uncharacterized. The transcript is spliced from 2 exons. Bases 848 to 2620 code for a protein of 590 amino acids. The record is from RefSeq and is a predicted model, not a curated record. NCBI's taxonomy places the organism in Eukaryota, Metazoa, Arthropoda, Insecta, Phasmatodea, Bacillidae.
UGUAGAUCACUAGGGACUAGAAAAUUUCGCGAUCGCGAAAUUUUCACGAAUUCGCGCGAAAUUAAGUGUAAAACGCGAAAAAUACCAUUUGUUGCGAAAAAACGAAAUUUCUACGAAUUUUAACAAACUAUGCGCGAAAAGGUUUAUUUAUUAUAAAUUUAGUAUCAUAAUCAUAAAAAUAAGUCGCAGUCACACGCAUCGACGCAAUUCACAAACAAUAUGUUCGUUUGAAUAAAAAAAUGUAAGGAAAUAAAUGUCCUAACCAAAAAAAAACAUGAAGGGUAAAACUUAUAAUUAAUUAUUAUUAUGUAUUAUAAUAAUUUGCGAUGCUAAUCAUUGCUAAGUAAUUUACGAUUUUCUAUUUAUUAACUAACAUCCGCUUUAAUAUGAAACACUUAACGUGACGUUGAUUCAUUUUAAUUAAAUAAAAGUCCGCCGGUGUAAACCAUUCCUUUCGCCAGUCAUCGCAGCCAUUUUUUUUGCUGCUAUGGCCUACGGAAAACGCUCCUAGCCAGUAACUUAAAUUCAUGAUUAAAAUUAACACACCAUUGAGUGGGACUUUGGGACGUAAUUACGGAGAACAUAAUAAAAUUACUUAAUACAUCGGGAAAAAAGUGACGGUAAAAAAAGAUAAAAUUAUUUACAUGGAGACUGCGGGGGAUAUAAACACUUUUAUUUUUAAUUCCUUGGGAUCCACGGAAGAAAAAAAAAAUUAACUUGAAAGAGAAUAGUUUUCACUGGUGUGCAACUGCUGCUGUCGUCAUGUUCACUUUGACUUCUACUCCGACGGGCAAAUCGGCAAGUUAACAAGAUUAUUAAUUGGAUAGUGACUAGUGAGUGAGUAAAAAUGCGGAAUAAAUUAAGUGCAAGGGAUCGAGCAUUUCAGUAUAAGAAGGAGGGGUUUUACUGUACAGAUAAUAGCACGGUUAUGUGUAAGUUUUGCAACACGAAAGUUUCGUGGGAUCGAAAAGACACGAUUGAAAAACAUUUAAAGUCGGCAAAACACGUGGCGUCAUUAGCAGCAACAAAAGAAGAGACUACAAAACUACAAACAUCAGUUGCAUCAUGCUUUAAUAAAGUUGUCAAAGACAAAAAAUCGGCAGAUUAUCUUGGAAAACGUGUCACAGAAACAUUUGUAAAGGCUAACAUACCACUUGAGAAACUUAACAAUGAACACAUGGUGAACUUCAUGAAUGAAUUUAUUGAAGGAUCUGGCGCAUUGCCUUGUGUAAAGACUUUGCGAGAAAAGCACCUUCCCAGAUUAAAUAUGGAAAGGGAAGAAAACAUCAAGGAGAAGGUCAAAGGAAAGCACCUUGCGGUAUGCUGCGAUGAAACAACAGACAAACAAGGUCGGUGUGUUUUCGUUAUAAUCUUCAAGAUUAUAGAAGCCAGUCACCAAGUUGAAAUCGUAGUAGGUGAUGUCCACAUUCUUGAAACAGCUGAUGCAAAAAGUUGUUCAAGAGCUAUUCUUGAUUCUUUGAACAAAUAUAACAUUAGCUAUGACAGUGUCCUGGCCUUAGUAUCAGACUCAGCCCGAUACAUGGGGAAGUGUUUUGACACACUUACCAACUUGAUGUCGGACAAUGUUGUAGUGAUUCAGUGUUGGGCGCACAAACUCAAUCUGAUUUUGAAUGUUCUGGGAAAGCACCUUCCUGAACUUCAAAAUGCCACUUCCAAAAUCAAGAGUGCGUUCCUGAACACUCGAAAGAGAAAGCAUCUGUUCCGGCAAUUUCUGGAUGAUAAAUAUGAAGCUGGAAGGGUUCCACUGUUCCCAAUGCCAGUCCUCACGAGAUGGUCUUCGUGGUACGAGUCUGUAGCCUAUGUAUCCGACUACAUAGAAGCUAUUGUUGAGUUCAUGAAGAGUGACGACAUAGCAUCAGUUAGCAAUGUUGGAGUUCAGUAUUUGGCAAGUUUGUCACAGGAACAGGUCCUUAAUGUUAAGGUGCAGGCUGCCUUCAUCAAAGAAACAGCAAAGGGAAUUGUUGACUUGACGAAGUUGUUGGAAGGGUCGUCAUAUCCUUGUAGCAACAUUUUGUGUGGUAACCUACGCAAAGUUGAGCAAGUUUUGCAGCUUGCUGAAGCAGGAAAUUUUGGCGAAGAAACAAGUUUAGCACUGCAGUCAUGUGGAAGAGAUGUUGCAAAAGCUCAGGUUAAAUCUGCCUUAGUAAAAGCUGCAUCACAUGGAUACACUAAGCUGCUAGCUUUAAUUUCAAGUGAUCCUGCAAGUCAUCUUUAUUCUGAACUGAGUGUUUUUGACCCUGCACAGAUUUUAAUUACGGAAGUAACAAAAGAUCUUGGUAAAAAAUUGAAGAAAAUGGCAUUGUUCAAGGACUGCGAUGAAAGUCAAUUGCUUCAAGGCUAUAAAGAGCUUCAGUUCUUGGUGAAGAAACAGUUAGGAGACAAAAGUGAUGCAUCACUGGAUUUGAUUGCAAUAUUAUUGUCUCUUUCUGUAAAUCAUCCAGAAUUUUCUAAGGGUGCUUUGAAAAGUGUAUGGUUGCCAUGUGCAAAUGCAGACUGCGAACGAUUUUUUUCUAAGUACAGUUCUGUUCUAAGUGACCAACGACAGCGCCUUAAUGCUGAAAAUGUAGCUAUUCUCAGUGAAAUCUAUUUUGAAGGUUGAACACUGUUUUAGUGUGUUAGUUGUAUGCCAUGUCUAUGUGUUUAGUGUUACAUAUGUAUUCAACUUUGCAGCUGUAAAUAUUAUGUAUUGUGUUUUAUGAUCUGUGACAAGCAGGAAACUGUGAAUUUUUUUGAUAGGAGCAUUACUAACAAAUAUAGAAGCUAAAAUUAUGUACAGAUAUUACGAUAAGUAAAUAAUAAUUUCCUCAUUGUAAAGGCUUUAAGAAUGUUUUUACAAGUAUCUCAGUAUCAAUAUAUAAUGUUCAUAUUAAUUUUGGGAAUCCACAAAAAAAUCACAUUGGUGAAAACACCGAAAUGAAAACACCGCUUUUAAGAAUUCAAACCACCGCUUUUUGCACUUUCAAAACGACGACAUUUUCCAGUCCCUAUAGAUCACUUAUUUAUUAGGUAAAUAUUAGUGAUAGGUAAUAAGGAUAAAAACCAAUACCUAUUCAUUUACACUACAUUUCUUUAACAGAUCAGAAACCAAUACAAAACUUUUUCAAUGUGUUUGUAAACAAUGACAGUGCAAGUUUCUAGAAAGUCAUUAUUUGUAAGUAAUAAGUCAGUCUACAGAACUCCAAUAUUUGUAAGUAGUAUGUCAGUAUCUUAAUAAAAUUCUUUACUAAAAGGAUUUUUUAUUCAUGACAAAUAAAGUAUUAACAGCAUACAAUUUAUGCAUAGCACAGUACACGUUAUGUCUUUGACUAAUAAACAAUCACAACAUUCAAGUAUAGCCUUAAAUUACAGAAACACUGGAUUGAAAGAUGGCUACGGAUGUACAAACAGGUCGAUAGAAAAGGUGGGCGAUACCAGAAUGGAUAAAAUCUAUUGUACUUUUUUCAUGUGUAUCGGUUCUUUAAGUUUCGGGUGGAAAUGAUUACAUCAGAAAUUCCUAAAAUUUGGAAAAUCGGCUGAUAAUGAUGUGUACAUCACUAGUAAAUAUUGUAUUUACUUGUAGCUAAACAGUGUCUAAGUCAUAUGACUUGGAUUUAAAAAGUACUUAAAAAAAUUUAAUUUGUUAUUAAAAUAUUUUAAAAAAAUUACAAAUUAACUUACCAAGUAUUUAAAAAAAAUCAAAGUUCUGAGUAUUUUUUUUCCGAUACCUUGAGCCAAGAGCUAAAUAUUGGCCGAUAUCCAAUACCAGCAUCGGUAUCAUAACAUCCCUAAUAAUAAUGUAUAAAAAUCCUAUAACCCCGAAACACCGUUGAACCGAAACUGCUGGCUGGCUGUUGUCGUCACUAUUUAUAUUUGAU